CAGAAGAAAAGUAUUAUUAAUCUCUUUUUCCUAAAUAUACUAACCUAGUGAAACAUCUUUUAUAUAAAAACAGUUGAGCAACAUACAAAAUUAUUAUAUAUGAUCAAUUUUCAUAGGAACGUUUUGUGGAAUCUCAAUCCAGUGCUCAGUAUCGAUAUUCACAAGUACUUACUACUAUGUACAUACUUACAUUAGUAGAUAUGGUUACUUGUAUUUGCGUUUGAAUACAUAUGUGGUGGAUACAUAUUUGAAAAUUUGUAAUUAUCUAUGAAGAAAGAAUUGUCACUAGUUAAAACAGUGUAAAUAAUAUGAUAUCUUAUACUUAUUCUUUAUUUAGUAGAAUGUGCCUUAGAAAUGGUCGGCGAACAAUAAUAACAGCUGCUACGAAAGAUGUACCAGAUACAAGUAUUCCAUGGUUUCGUAUUUCGGAAUCUAACCCUGCAGAGCAUGAUGAAAGUUGUUUAAGUCGUAUUUACACGAUACCUUCAGAUAUUACGGCAUCACUAAUGUCAAAUAUGACACUUGAAUUAAGAAAGCAAACAGAAAUAUUCAGAGAACUUGGUAUUUUAGUUAGACGACCUGCAGUGGAAAUAAUAUCGUAUUUAGAACAAACAGACUUUACAAAGUCUAUAAAUAAAUAUAUUUUAUAUGGUAUACAAGGAGUAGGAAAAACAACAUCUUUAUUACAUUUGAUUCAUUAUGGCCUUGUGAAACGAUAUUUUGUACUUCAUUUACCAUGGGUUCAAACUUGGUUCAGAUAUCCAAGAGAUGCGGUUGCAUCUCCUUUGGAACCAGAUAAAAUAGACUUGCCUGAAUCAGCAACAAAAUGGUUAAAAUAUAUUAAAGAGAUAAAUAAAGUAGCACUAUCGCAACUUGACCUGAAGACUACUAAGGAAUAUACGUGGUCCCAAAGAGAAAUUACAAAAUCUGGAGAGUCACUUUCUAAUCUUAUUGAAUUUGGAAUACAAAGAAAUAAAUUUGCUUGUGGUGUUAUUAAUGCUGUAGUGGAUGAACUUAAAAUGGCCAGUACAGCAGGAAAAUGUAGAACAUUAGUUAUCAUAGAUGGUUUUAAUGCAUUUACUUCUAGCAUAACACACGUAAAAGAUGAAAAUCAUACAUAUGUACCACCUGAGAGAAUAUCAAUAACAUCUACAUUCUUGAGUAGUGUAGAUUAUAAUUGGUGUAAUGGUGCUGCGAUAUUAACAGUAGAUAAAAGAGCAAAUAAAGAUAGGAAAGACUCUGAUUAUCCAACAUAUUUACUUGGUAAAAAAGGAUUUGAGCUUUUGGAUCCCUUUCUACCCAUUUGCGUCGAAAAUUAUUCAUUAGAUGAAUUUAAAACUAUAUUAGAAUACUAUAAAGAUCGAAAAUGGAUCAAAAACAUUAGUGAUAAAGGACAAAGAGAAUUAGAGUUACUAUCCAAUAAAAAUCCAUAUCAACUUUGGGCACUUUGUAAACCAUUAUAUUAAAAUCAUUUUACAUAAUAAUAAAUAUUGUUAUUAAGGAA
Molecule: messenger RNA, 1504 nt
Organism: Frieseomelitta varia
Lineage: Eukaryota; Metazoa; Arthropoda; Insecta; Hymenoptera; Apidae
Gene: mRpS29
Product: 28S ribosomal protein S29, mitochondrial
Exons: 6
Coding region: 309-1466 (385 amino acids)
Biological process (GO): apoptotic process
Cellular component (GO): mitochondrial ribosome; mitochondrial small ribosomal subunit
Molecular function (GO): structural constituent of ribosome
Source: RefSeq, a predicted model, not a curated record